Molecule: messenger RNA, 1303 nt
Organism: Parasteatoda tepidariorum (common house spider)
Lineage: Eukaryota; Metazoa; Arthropoda; Arachnida; Araneae; Theridiidae
Product: alpha-tocopherol transfer protein-like
Cellular component (GO): membrane
Molecular function (GO): phosphatidylinositol bisphosphate binding
Source: RefSeq, a predicted model, not a curated record
ACGGUCACGACCAAACAUUAAAUGUUAAGAGCGCCACGUGGUUUCAAUCUCAACUGAACGACGUGGAAAGUGCCUAGACUGACUUUUACACCUAUUAACUUGUACAUCGUAUCAACAAAAGCGCAUUUAACUACAAGAAAUUUAGUGUGUAUGUGCUUAUCCACACACACUAGCUGCCAGCAGCCAGGAUCAAACUUCUGACCUGCAUCUUUUUAAUGGUGGUACACGUGGCACCCAAAUGGACUACACCACAGAAUUAAAGCAUGUAAAUGGGGCCUAAACGGGAUAGAAUUAGGACGGGCUCAAUAUCUUAACGGUAGAUUUUUUAGAAUAUGAACCUAGUACCAUACGAUGCUGUACAGUUGCCUAAAGAAGAAGAAGACAAGGCUAUGGCUGUUAUUAAUGAAUCUGAACAUUCAAGGAAAAUCAGUUUGGAAACGCUUAGAAACAUGCUUAAAGAUAAAGAAUUCAAGCCAUCUCUAGAUAAGGAAUUUUUAUUGGCGUAUUUACGAGCUUAUGAAUUUGACUGUGACAGAACAGCACACUGUAUGCAAACAUACUACGAACUCGUAAGGGAUAAUCCUGAUUACUACAAAACGUGUGUUUUAGAUGCAUUGCCAAAAGCAUACCUAAAUCCUUUUGAGAUUUCCCCCUUCAGAAUGAAAGACAACAGUCUCCUACUUAUAGCACAGUAUUUUAAAAUCGAUGUAGCUGAGUUACCUCUAACGGAAAAAGUAUACCUGGACGCUGUUUCUCACUUUUAUCUUAUGCAAAAUCCUAUCAAUCAAAUUUGUGGAUUUACUGUUAUAUCAGAUGUUGUUGAUUUAAUGUUAUCCAAACUUCCCCAAUACGCCAACUACAACUGGAUUAGGUUAGGCGCAAGGGCAGUACUGAAUUCUCCUUGCCGGGUUAAAAAAAUCCAUGUCGUAAAUGCAUCUGAAGGAUUUUUAUCUGCAUAUAAAGCAUUAAGUCCACUUAUGCCAAAGAAAAUGGUUGAUAUGCUUCAGUUUCAUUCCGACAGCACUGAGUUUAAAGAUCUUCAUGAGUUCGUACCUCCUGAAAUACUUCCUGAAAAAUACGGAGGACAUUUAAAAGAAUGUGAGCUUAUAAAUGGAAUGAAGAACAUACUUCAAAUGGAAGAUUACUAUAGAAAAUAUUUUCCUCUUUGACAGAAGGAACUGAAACGUCCGGAUUAAAGAGCGAAUGUAUAAAUGCCAUUGCAUUUCUGCUUUUCCAAAACUGUGAAAAAAUGUCGUGCACUCAAUUUUUGGUACUUAUAAGAAAGAGUUGAAUAAAAUUAGAA